AUGGCCAACACUCCCCCGGCGUCGCCACUCGGCCAUGUCGCUCACCACCAUCACCACCACGAACAGCAACAACAACACGACACGGGCGCCGCCAUCCGACCCAUCGCAAAGGCCGACGUACACCGCAUCACCAGCGGACAAGUCGUCCUCGACCUCCAGACCGCCGUAAAGGAGCUCGUCGAAAACGCACUCGACGCCGGCGCAACAAACAUCGAAGUCCGCUUCCGCGACUACGGCGCAGACGCAAUCGAGGUCAUCGACAAUGGCUCCGGCAUCGACCCGUCCAACUACGACGGCAUCGCCCUCAAGCACCACACGUCGAAGCUCGCCAGCUUCAGUGACCUCGCCAUGGUCCAGACUUUUGGCUUCCGCGGAGAGGCCCUCUCGUCGCUCUGCGCCCUCAGCCAGGUCGUCAUACACACCGCCACCUCUGACGACGCUCCCGUAGGCACCAUCAUCGAGCUCGACCACGCCGGCUGCGUCAGCUCGAGGGAAAAGAAGGCGGCUCGCCAGCGCGGCACCACCGUCACCGUCACCGGCCUCUUCAAGAGCCUGCCCGUACGCCGCAAGGAGUUUGAAAAGAACCUCAAGCGCGAAUUCGCAAAGGCCCAGAGCCUGCUCCAGGCCUACGCCCUCAUCAGCAGGGGCGUACGCUGGACCUCGAGCAACCAGCCAAAGGCAGGCAGGAGGACGCCGCAGUUUUCCGUCAACUCCUCGGCCUCGGACAGCUUCCUCGUCUCCAACGUCUCGUCCCUCUUUGGCGCUCGAGUCGGACCCACCCUGAUGCCGCUCGACCUGACCCUCUCCUUUGCGCCGAUCCGGUCCCGGCGCGAUGGCGCAGGCGCGUCACUCCCGGUCGCUUUAGCCGAGAACCAGAAUGGAGACGAAGAUCGUCCGGAGACGGAUGCGAGUCAAGCGGGAGCUGAAGGCGCAGACGACGUCGACGACGCCGAGACGACGGUCAAGGUGGUCGGCGUCAUUUCCAAACCGACGCACGGCAACGGCCGCACCUCGUCCGAUCGCCAGUUCUUCUACAUCAACGGCCGUCCCUGGGAGGCUGGCCGCAUCUCGCGUGCCUUUAACGAGGUAUACAGGUCCUACAAUGCCAGCCAGCUGCCCUUCGUCAUUGCCGACUUCCGCCUGCCCACCGACUCGUACGACGUCAACGUCAGCCCGGACAAGCGCACCAUCUUCCUCCACGAAGAGGCUCGCCUCAUUGAAAAGGUCCGGGACAGACUCGACGAGCUCUUUGCUCCGACCCGGGGCGUGUUCAAGGUGGGCGACGCCAGCCAAUCAUCCAGGGCAUUGGCAACGCAGACCAAGCUGGCAGUCUUCGCGCCGUCGGCAAGCACCCAUCGACAGCCAUCGCCGCGGUCCACGAUAUGCGACGGGCUGACACCCGAGGCGGACGGGUCUGAUGCGACCAGCUCGCUGCUAGCGUCAGAGCAGCGUGCCGAAGAAUCUCAGACGGAGAUCGAGCGCCGGCCGCCGUCCCCAAUGGGCGCCGCUGACGAUUCCGGGCUCGUCGAUCAGGACCUACAUGACGAACACGACGAAGAAGGAGAGACGUCGUGCGAUGGCGUUCAGGUGCACGAUCAGGAUGACAGCGAGACUGACGUGGCGGGGCCAUCAGGCCGCCAGCAAUGUCGUCGCGACCCGCUUCCGUCGUCACCCAGACGCGACGACGGGCCAGCGUACCCAAAACGUCUUCACGAACCCACCAUGGAUACGACGCGCGCAUCGUGGUCACCCGUCAAGCGGUUGCGCCUCUCGCCGCCACCGGAACCCUCAUCCCCGAGCCUUGAUGACCUGCUCGGCAGCUCUUCGCAAUCAUCCCCGAGCGCCGGAAAGCACAAGCGUGCCAGAGUGGACCUCAUCAGGUCGCUCACCAGCUACGCGCUCCCGGGCAGCCAGAUUGCCGAGAUGCUUCGGACACGGCAAGAGGAUGCGGCAGAGCUAGACGACCUGGAUCUCCAGAGGCUUGAAUACGCAGAAGAGGCAGGCGGCGACGAGGACCGCGGGGAAGACGAGCUUUCUUCAAUGAUCGGAGACGACGUCGAAAGACAGAUGUCACAAGGCCUCGAGCCCACAGGUGCGGUCGCGGAGGCGGACCGCGAUGACCAACUCGUCGACGACGGCACGGCGGGACUCGCGGCGUCGGAUACGGAAGAGCGGAUCCGCAACCUUGCCGCGUUAGAUGCGACACAAGGCAGCUCCGAGGACGAGCAUGCCCUUGAAGACGAAAGACUAGUGGCGAGCGCCGCCAGCGACGCCGACGAAGAUCGCGAGCCUACGAUUGCCUUCGACCUUGGCAAGAUCCGCAAGCGCAUCGAACGCAGGUCCACGCUCUUGGGUGGCGAGCCCGAUCACAGACCAGUGGAAAAUGCUCCACGGGACGUUGAUCUUUCGGACGAAGCGGUCGGCCUGCUUGAUGCUGGCGUGGACAACGUCGAUGCCGUGUCGGCCGAGGCAUCGCUGAACCGCGUCAUCCACAAGUCCGACUUCGCCUCGAUGGAGGUCAUUGGCCAGUUUAACCUCGGCUUCAUCAUCGCCAGACGCCGCCUGCCACAGCCAAUGGGCGAUGCAGCCGUCUCGGAAUCGACGCCGACGGCCGCCGGGAUGGACGACCUGUUCAUCGUUGACCAGCACGCUUCGGACGAAAAGUUCAACUUCGAGACGCUACAGCUUGAGACGCGGGUGCAAUCGCAGCGGCUCAUCCUGCCACGGCCGCUCGAGCUAAGCGCGUCCGACGAGCUAGUGGCGAGCGAGCACAUCGAAACCCUCAAACGGAACGGCUUUGAGAUCGAGGUUGAAGAGAAUGGGCUGCCCGGGAGGAGGGUCCGACUGGUCGCGCAGCCGGUCAGCAAAGGGACAGUAUUUGGCGUCAAAGACCUCGAGGAGCUCCUCUACCUGCUCCGGGACAUCACGCCCGGCUCGUCCGCCACGUUGUCGGUGCGCUGUACCAAGGCGCGGGCGAUGUUUGCGUCGCGCGCGUGCCGCAAGAGCGUCAUGAUCGGCACGGCGCUGCAGAAGCGGCAGAUGAAGCGCAUCCUCGAGCACAUGGGCGAGAUUGAGCAGCCAUGGAAUUGCCCGCACGGUAGACCGACGAUGCGGCAUCUGGCCUGCCUCCAAGCCAUCGACUCGGCACCGUCGCCGGCGAGCGCGCGGCACGCUAGCAAGAGGGUCGACUGGGGCAAGGUGUUCGAGUAG
Messenger RNA from Pseudozyma flocculosa PF-1, 3210 nucleotides. RefSeq lists its product as uncharacterized. Bases 1 to 3210 code for a protein of 1069 amino acids. Gene Ontology annotation, molecular function: ATP binding; ATP hydrolysis activity; ATP-dependent DNA damage sensor activity. NCBI's taxonomy places the organism in Eukaryota, Fungi, Basidiomycota, Ustilaginomycetes, Ustilaginales, Ustilaginaceae. The transcript is spliced from 2 exons. Gene Ontology annotation, biological process: mismatch repair. The record is from RefSeq and is a predicted model, not a curated record. Gene Ontology annotation, cellular component: MutLalpha complex.